CGCGCUCCGCCCCGCCUGGGCCCAGCCAGCCGCCUCCGGGGCCGCCCCCCGCAGCCGCCCGCGCCGCGGACCCGGCCACCAGGAUCAUGUGGUACGUCAGCACUAGGGGGAUGGCCCCACGGGUCGACUUUGAGGGGGCCCUCUUCUCUGGCUAUGCUCCCGAUGGCGGUCUCUUCAUGCCCGAGGAGCUCCCACAGUUGGGCAUAGAGACACUGCGUCAGUGGAGUUCGCUCUCCUACCCCAGUCUGGUAAAGGAGCUGUGCACCCUCUUCAUUGGUCCUGAGCUCAUUCCACGAGAUGUCUUAAACGAUCUGAUCGACCGAGCCUUCCACAGAUUCCGCCACAGAGAGGUGGUCCAUCUGUCCAGACUGAGGAACAGGCUGAACGUGUUGGAGCUGUGGCAUGGGGUCACAUACGCAUUUAAGGACUUGGCCCUGGGCUGCACAGCACAAUUCCUGCAGUACUUUCUGGAGAAGAAGGAGAAGCACGUCACCGUGGUUGUAGGAACAUCUGGGGACACAGGAAGUGCUGCCAUUGAGAGUGUUCAAGGAGCAAAGAACGUGGACAUCAUCGUUCUGCUGCCCCAGGGUCACUGCACGAAGAUCCAAGAGCUCCAGAUGACCACAGUGCUGAGGGAGAACGUCCAUGUGUUCGGAGUGGAAGGCAACAGCGAUGAGCUGGAUGAGCCAAUCAAGGCUGUGUUUGCUGACGUGGCUUUUGUCAAGAAGCACAAUCUGAUGAGUCUGAAUUCCAUCAACUGGUCCCGGGUCCUCGUGCAAAUGGCCCACCACUUCUUUGCUUAUUUCCAGUGCGUGUCAUCCUUGGACACCCAACCCCUGCCCCCCGUAGAGGUGGUUGUGCCAACAGGGGCUGCCGGUAAUCUAGCAGCUGGGUGCCUUGCUCAGAAGAUGGGCCUGCCCAUUCGCCUGGUCGUGGCUGUGAACCGCAAUGACAUCAUCCACAGGACCGUGCAGCGGGGAGACUUCUCUCUGUCCAAGGCCGUCGAACUGACCUUGGCUUCAGCCAUGGACAUUCAGGUGCCCUACAACAUGGAGAGGAUCUUCUGGCUGCUGUCGGGCUCUGACAGCCAGGGGACGAGAGCCCUCAUGGAGCAGUUUGAAAGGACCCAAAGCACGAGUCUACCCAAGGAACUGCAUGACAAGCUUUCAGAGGCCAUGACGUCUGAGUCCGUGUCGGAUGAAGCCAUCACCCGGACCAUGAGUCGAUGUUGGGAAGAGAACCAGUACCUGCUGUGCCCUCACUCGGCUGUGGCUGUGAGUUACCAUUACCAGCAGACUGACCGGCAGCAGCCCAGCCUUCCCCGGUGCUGUCUGGCCCCCGCCUCUGCAGUCAAGUUCCCAGAAGCUGUCCUGGCUGCCGGGCUGACCCCAGAGACCCCCGCAGAGAUCCGGGCCCUGGAGUUCAAGGAGACGCGCUGCACCCCGAUGCGGAAGGGUGACGACUGGACGCUGAUGCUUCGGAGCACCAUUGAGGGCCUGAGCUGGCAGCAGAGGGCUCAUUCCUGAGUGCUCCGGAAUAGCCGGGCUGGAUUUGACUUGAGUCAAGUUGCUCUGUUGCUCUUGUAUCAGGGUCCCCUGUUCUGUGAACCCAGGGCGGUGUCACAGCACCACUAAAUAAAGUCAAAGUGCCUCCA
Molecule: messenger RNA, 1654 nt
Organism: Mustela lutreola (European mink)
Lineage: Eukaryota; Metazoa; Chordata; Mammalia; Carnivora; Mustelidae
Gene: THNSL2
Product: threonine synthase like 2
Exons: 9
Coding region: 87-1526 (479 amino acids)
Biological process (GO): 2-oxobutyrate biosynthetic process; dephosphorylation
Molecular function (GO): pyridoxal phosphate binding
Source: RefSeq, a predicted model, not a curated record